Messenger RNA from Miscanthus lutarioriparius, 981 nucleotides. NCBI's taxonomy places the organism in Eukaryota, Viridiplantae, Streptophyta, Magnoliopsida, Poales, Poaceae. The record is from the annotation of a GenBank genome assembly.
AUGGCCUCCGACCUCAAGCCAUCCGAUCAACGAUCUGCAUGCAAACCAGCCUUCACUGAAUUGAAGCUGGACGGCGCCGAGAGGUCGGAGACUCUGGCGCAGAUCGCCAAUGGCUGCGAGGAGUGGGGGUUCUUCCAGCUCGUGAACCACGGCAUCCCGCUGGAGCUUCUCGAGCGCGUCAAGAAGGUGUGCUCCGACAGCUACCGCCUCCGGGAGGCCGGGUUCAGGGCGUCGGAGCCGGUGCGCACGCUGGAGGCGCUCGUCGACGCGGAGCGGCGCGGCGAGGAGGUGGCGCCCGUGGACGACCUGGACUGGGAGGACAUCUUCUACAUCCACGACGGCUGCCAGUGGCCGUCCGACCCGCCUGCGUUCAAGGAGACCAUGCGCGAGUACCGCGCCGAGCUGCGGAAGCUGGCCGAGCGCGUCAUGGAGGCCAUGGACGAGAACCUCGGCCUCGACAGGGGCAGCAUCAAGGCCGCCUUCUCCGGCGACGGCCGGCACGAGCCUUUCUUCGGCACCAAGGUCAGCCACUACCCGCCGUGCCCGCGCCCGGACCUCAUCACGGGCCUGCGCGCGCACACCGACGCCGGCGGCGUCAUCCUGCUGUUCCAGGACGACAGGGUCGGCGGCCUGGAGGUGCUCAAGGACGGCCAGUGGACCGACGUGCAGCCGCUCGCGGGCGCCAUCGUCGUCAACACGGGCGACCAGAUCGAGGUGCUCAGCAACGGGCGGUACCGCAGCGCGUGGCACCGCGUGCUGCCCAUGCGCGACGGCAACCGCCGCUCCAUCGCCUCCUUCUACAACCCGGCCAACGAGGCCACCAUCUCGCCGGCGGCGGUGGCCAGCGGCGGCGGCGAGGCGUACCCCAAGUACGUGUUCGGCGACUACAUGGAUGUGUACGCCAAGCAGAAGUUCCAGGCCAAGGAACCCAGGUUCGAGGCCGUCAAGGCGGUGGCGCCGAAGUCAUCUCCAGCGGCAUAA